Molecule: messenger RNA, 2698 nt
Organism: Salvelinus fontinalis (brook trout)
Lineage: Eukaryota; Metazoa; Chordata; Actinopteri; Salmoniformes; Salmonidae
Exons: 6
Coding region: 470-1342 (290 amino acids)
Source: RefSeq, a predicted model, not a curated record
GAUUCUUCAUUACCAUACAAAUUGACGUCAUUGUUUGUGCUGCUGGCAGAAUACUAGUUUGUCUUUCAAAACAAUAUGGUCCAAAUUCUCAGACAUAGGUUAGAAAUGUAACGAACUAACUUGCUUUAUUUGUACUAGCUGGUCUUCUCAUGUGAACUGCAUACUUUAGAUGUAGCUAGCUUAGAAAAAUCAUGAUUUAGCUUGCAUUAAACAAAAGCUGCUUGCUAGCUGAUUAACUUUCUACCGAUCCAGUUUAACUAUAGUAACGUUAGCGAGUUGUAGAUUGUACGGAACUGUAUGGCUAGCUAGGCGCUUGGCUUUUGCUAUUAAGAAAAGCAACGACAGCUACAAAAGUUGUACUUUGACUGGUAAAUUCCGUUGUCUUGACAUGGCAAGCAACGCGAGGUAGCAUUGCAGAGAACGGCUCGACGUUGGACUAAACCAACGUCACCCCUGUGGACCUGUCUGUAUGAUGAUCCCACAAGCCAGGUGUGUGAUGGGCUCCUGGCAGCCAGUUGCUAAUCUAAGGGACUAUGUUUCCCAGCAUCCUCCUGGGGUCACCUUCUUCCUCUGUGUGCUGACCCUUGCCCUCACCUUCCUAAGCCUCGGGUCAUACACGCACACACACCGCCUGCCCAAUCCAAACACGCAGGACUGGAACCACUUCCUGUCGUCGUUGGCCAACCUCCAGUUGUGUGCGAGAGCCAAUGGUACAGCAAUGGAGACAGUUUCCUCUCCUCCAUUUGCGAAAGAGGAGGUGUGUGGAACAGUAUUGCUGAACUCCACCCAGAGCACACCAUCCAUCACACAGUUGUCCCUUUGGGUGCCACUGGCUGUGAUGGACAGCUCAGACAUCCAAUCGCUGAGCGACCUCUGCCUCCAUGGAACGUUAUUGGCCAGUCAGCUGGGACUCACAGGUAAUGAGGCUGUAAACGUGACACUGAUGUUCUCUCCAACUGUGGGGGGCAACUCGCACACCUGCCUUAUCGUCAGCGCACCUACACACAUCCUACCUCCGGCCCUGCUGCCACCUGUGUGCCCUGCCAAUGAAGGGACAUCCUCUCCUGUCAGAGCGAUUGCAAUGGAGAUAAGCAGCCAGAAGCUCUCAGCGUCACAGUCUUGCUACAGUCUACAGUACACACCUGAUCCUACACUCACCGCCAUGCUAACGCAGAAGGAGCUGGGUCUGGCGAGUAGGCAUCUGAUUCAGGUGAGUGUGUGUCUGCUGGGGGUGUGUGUGCUGCUCUGCUUCUCCGCCAGUCUCACACACUCACACGUACGGCGUUACCACAGCAACGGCCUGGAACUGCAAAGGGUUAGGUUUCUGAUCUUUCUGAUUUAAUAAUAAUAAUAUAACUAAUAUACAGUUAGUGGGUUGAAGUAUUUACAGCUCUGCAAUCUAAGUGACAUGUUGUUUAUGUGAGUGUUAUUUAACUCAAGACGUUAUCACUGCUUCCCCCUGUGACAGGAGCCACUGAUUGACUCCUGAACCAGUCUCAACCACACCAUGCAGCUAGUACCCAGUAGAGAAGGAAGAAAGGAGGAUGGUUCGAAUAAAGGACUCUUUCUGAGAGUCUGCUGCUUCUGCUGUUGGGAUCAGAGUUUGAUGGAGCAUCUCAUUUCAAACUGCUUAGCUGCUGUUGUUGAUCUCAACCCAUGCUGUCCACAAACAUUGCCCUCUGGUAGACUUUUGAUGUUCUACUCUGUCAUGUUAUGACUGCAGGGUGAAUGGGCACGUUAUUAAAUAUUUACAUUUUAUUUAAACAUGUUGCCACAUCCUAAGGUGGUUUUAUUCUGCUCAGGCCUCUUGGCACUUCCAUCCAUCUGAGCCGCCUGCAGCUGUUCAUCCCAGUCCAGCUCCUCUCUCUGGAGCGUCCUCCCCACCACUGUCAAGAAAAGUUGGGAGUCACUGCCCAUCUUCUGCAGCAGGCUGAAAAACCAUCUCUUCAUACUGCACCUUGAUACCAGUACUGUCUUCCCCAUCUUAUCACUUCUCCUACAAAGUUCACUUGUGUUGAAUCUUGCACAGUUUAUUUGUUUAAUGAAUUACAGCACUUUUUGUACAUAGUCCCCCCCCCCCCCCAUUUUAGGGGACUUGUGUACUAAAAUAGUCAAAUUCACUUGUGUACUAAAAUAGUCAAGUUUAGUAUUUGUUCCCAAAUUCCUAGCAUGCAAUGCUUACAUCAAGCUUGUUAUUUCAUGUCCAAUAGAAAAGAAUGGUAAAUCACGUAUUGUCAUUUGAGUCACUUAUUGUAAAUAAGAAUGGAAUACGUUUUCCUAAACAUUUCUACAUUAAUGUGGAUGCUACCAUGAUUACGGAUAGUCUUGAAUGAAUCGUGAAUAUCAUACACCCCCCCACAAAAAAAUGCUAACCUCCCUUGUUAUUGUAAUGGUGAGAGGUUAGCAUGUCUUGGGGGUAUAUUUUGCGCGCAAAAUAAUCUGAAACGCAACAAAAACCGCAAAUGCAUCCAACAGGUUUCUAGAGUCACAAGCUUGAUAUAAUCAUUGCGUGCUAGGAAUAUGGGACCAAAUACUACACUUUUGACUACUUUAAUACACAUAUACAUUAAGUGAAUUUGACCCAAUACUUUUGGUCCUCUAAAAUGGGACUAUGCACAAAAAGUGCUGUAAUUUCCAAACGGUUCACCUGAUGUGGAUGAGAAUACCCUCAAAUUAAAGCUGACAGUCUGCACUUUAA